AUGACGUUCUUCCGAGUGACUUCCAAGUUCUGCCGAGGUCUCCAGUCGCGGUACGUCUUCUUUGAUUGGGAUCCGCUGGUCUUCUGUUUUCAGCCAAUAAAAGAAAUACGAAAAAUCUGGUUUUUUACUGAGUAACUCCAUACAUUCCUAAGGGGCUUUUUUGGACAUUUUUCAACGUGUCUGUUGGGCUUCACUCAAGUAUACAAUUUUCAUAACCCAUCGCCAAAACUUUUGCUUAUUCGCCUUCUCAUUUGAUUCUCUAGAAACUUCCUCCCAAAGUAUGAAACGAUCAUUCCAUCAAAAUUCUAAAUUUUUCAGGUUGACGUUGAGCCAGAGAGCGUUGCAUAACCCAGGAACCAACAACAGCUACGUUCAUGGGCCCUCGACACAUGCCUUGAAGUACGAGGUAACUUUGACCAACUUCAGAGCGAUUUGAUCGAACUUUCGUCUCUUCAGACGCUUGGCGAGACGCUCCAAAACGCGGUGGAGGCAACGCCUGAUAAAAACUUUGUCACUUUUAGUUCUUACGACAACUUGAAAAAAACCUAUGCAGAGUUUUAUGAUGAUGUGAGAUCUUUUUGGUUUAAAAAAAAAAUAUUCGAAUGGAAUGACAGGCACGUCGCAUGGCGGCUGGUCUAAUCUCUCUGGGCCUCGUUAAAGGCGACAGAAUCGGCGUCUGGGGCAACAACUACUACGAAUGGGUCGUCAUGCAAUACGCGUGUGCCAUCGGAGGCUUCGUUCAAGUUGGACCGCUCCAGAUUCUGAGCAGAAGGUCUUCAGGUGAACGUCAACCCCAACUACAUGUCCGACGAGUUGCGUUUCGUCCUCCGGAAGGUCAAAGUCCGUUGCUUGGUGACGCCUUCUCAGCAUCGAGGUCGCAACUUUCUUCAUUCGGUUAUGGAGGUUCGUCAUUCAUUCUCACAGGAGAUUCAUCGGAUUUUUAGGUAGUGCCGGAAAUGGCAAGUGGCAAGCCUGGAAUCGGGGCUAUUAAGUCUCGCGACAUGCCACAUUUGGAACACAUCAUCGUUUAUUCGAACGAUGAACCAGUUGUGUGAGUUCCUUUUGUUCCUGAAAAAAUAGUUUUUAUAUUAACAAUUAUUUGAAAUUUUUUGCCAUUCGUCUUAUUUCUGAUUUCAUCCAGAGGCGCAUGGAGCUUCAACGACGUUUGGUCAAACGCCGGAAGUAUGGACGUCAAAAAACUCAACGAAUUCGAAAACUUGAUCCGCCCUGAUGACGCUGUAAACAUACAGUUCACCAGUGUAGGUAUUUCCUUAACUCAAAGUAUGGAAAAGGACUCGUGGAACUUUUUUGAUUUCAGGGAACGACUGGACAUCCAAAAGCAGCCACUCUCACUCACCACAAUAUCAACAACAAUGGCUAUUUCGUCGGAAAACGCGCUGGAUGGCAUAUGAACGUGACUACUCUCCUCUGAGUUUCAACUUGAAAUUCCUCGUUCAGAAGCACAAUAUCUGCAUCCCCAACCCUCUCUACCACUGCUUCGGCUGCGUUUUGGGCGUCGUCGCCGCCGUAAAUCAUCAGCAAACUUGCGUUUUCCCUUCGAUCCGCUACAAUGUCAAGAAGAUCCUGGAAUCUGUGGAGAGAGAAAAGUUGUCCAAUUCUUCUUGAGAAUCAUUUUUUUCCUUCAUAGGUGCACUUUCCUCUUUGGUACGCCGACGAUGUUCAUUGACAUUGUGUCGUCGCCUCUUCUCCAAAACCACGACGUUUCUUCCCUCAAAGGAGGUUUCUUUCAUCUCCUUUUCUCUUUUUCUAUCAGUUCUCCAGGUUUCAUCGCUGGAGCUCCUUGUCCCUAUGCACUGUGCCGUAAGAUGGUGGACGAACUCAACAUGAAGGACAUCUACAUCAUCUACGGCUCUACGGAACUUUCCCCGGCCGUCACCAUGUCCAAGUCUUCUGUCGACACUUUUGAUCGUAUUAAGAGCGUCGGUCAUGUCAUGCCGCAUGCAGAAGUUUCGAAAAGUUUUGUUCCGAAGAUCCAGGAGUUCCUAGAUUGCCAUUGUCGACGAAAGCGGCAAGACAGUUCCAAAGGGAGUUCGAGGAGAACUUUGGGCUCGAGGGUAAAAUAUUUAGUUGGAGUCUUUACAACUUGUUCUAAGGUACAUGACUAUGCUGGGUUAUUGGGGAGACGAAGAAAAGACGAAAAAAGAGAUUUCGCAGGAUCGCUGGUAUCAUACUGGGUGCAGAUUUGACCUUUUAAAUUAAUUGAUGUGUUUAUAUUCCAGAGACACGGCUUCAAUGAACGAAGACGAGACCAUCAACAUCGUUGGCCGCUCCAAAGACAUGAUAAUUCGGGGAGGCGAGAACGUUUACCCCACAGAAAUCGAACAGUUCCUGUUCCAACUGCCUUAUAUCGCAGACGCUCAGGUAAUCUUGGUUCAACUGCAGGUUUCAGCGUUUUCUCAGGUGGUCGGUGUACCCGACGAACGUUACGGCGAAGCAGUUUGCGUCUGGAUCAGACUGAAGGAAGAAUACGUCGGCAAGAUACAGCCGGAGGACAUCCGAUCAGCGUGCAAGGGAAAGGUUCCGAGAGUGAAAUGAGCGAAGAAUGAAUCGUAAAAAUCGAAGAUUGCCCACUACAAAGUGCCGCGCUACGUUUUGAUCAAGGAACAGCAGGACUUCCCUGUGACGGCCACCGGAAAAGUCGCAAACGUUCAAGCGUUCUUUUAUGUUCAUUUUUCAGAUCAAAAAGUUCGAAUUGCGCAAAAUCAGUAAGGAACUCCUCAAUCUUGGCUCCGUCAGUUCUCAUUUCAAUGAGAACAGCCAAUAA
Caenorhabditis auriculariae is the source of this 2785-nucleotide messenger RNA. The record is from the annotation of a GenBank genome assembly. NCBI's taxonomy places the organism in Eukaryota, Metazoa, Nematoda, Chromadorea, Rhabditida, Rhabditidae.